CAUUACCAGAGACAAGGUAAACAGUGUAUUUAAAUAAAUUCUUGUCUGUUCAUAAAAAUGACAGAUUUUCUUGCUGAAAAUAAUGCUUGUGGGCAAAGUUUACUGCAUAUCGUUUCUGUAGGAAAUUCGAUAAUUGCAGAAACAUUACGCUUAAAGGAUUACAUUCCUGAUAUAUAUCGUUUAGAAUCAAAGGCUGACGUUCAAAAGUAUUCCGAAAUUAUAUUGGAUUUUAGCUACCUAAAAAUAGCGGAGGCGCAGGAGCAAAAGAUUGAGGAAAAUCCAGAGUUGCAAGAUUUAGAUGACGAGGUACGUGAAAACUAUUUGGACCUUUUAACGCGAUUUUAUCUGGCCUUUGAAAGUACACAUCAGUAUGCUGUGGAUCUCAAGCAAUUCAUCGAUGAAUUGAAUCGUGGCUACUACAUUCAACAGACACUUGAAUCUGUGUUACAAGAUGUAGAAGGCAAACAGUUAAUGUGCGAAGCAUUAUACUUGUUUGGCACGAUGUUAUUACUUCUUGAUUAUCAUAUACCGGGUAUUGUGCGUGAACGCCUUUUAAUAUCAUAUUAUCGAUAUAGUGCUGCAAAAGCGCAAGGUGAUAGCAACAUUGAUGACGUUUGUAUGUUAUUGCGCUCCACCGGCUUCGUAGCAAACAAUGAAUCAUCACCGUACAACGCAAAACUAACAACACCUUCACAGUAUCCUGUCUCAUACUUCUCACGCUUUACAUUUGACCAAAACUUUAUUGAUAUGGUAAUUGGUCGUUUACGAUGUGACGAUCUUUACAACCAAUUAGCCAUUUAUCCACAUCCUGAUCAUCGCUCCACUGCUCUGUCUACACAGUCGGCAAUGCUUUUCGUAUGUCUUUUUUUCACACCACAAACCCUCCAUUCUCAAGUAGCACAAAUGCGGGAAAUUGUGGACAAAUUUUACGCCGAUAAUUGGGUAGUAUCUAUUUACAUGGGUGUAACUGUUAACUUGAUUGACGCGUGGGAUGAAUUUAAAGCAGCCAAAGCGGCUUUGGCGCCUGUGGUGGAUACUGGUGUGAAGGGCUUCUGUUUGUUGCAUAAGGAGAAAAUGAACAAGACUUUGAAACAAACGCAGGAAAUACUACGAGCAGGUGUUUUGAACGACGACUUUGUUCUACAGAACAUCACAAAAAUCAUACCUCUAAUGCGCCAAUGUAACGUUUUACUACGAUGGUACUUCACGCACACAUCGAAAGCAGUGCUAGUGUUGACUCAGAAUUCACAAAAGACUCAGCAGGUCGAACAACUAGUCUGCAAUGAGUUAAACUAUCGUAAGGAACAGUUAUUAGAGCUUCUACUUGAUUGUAGCCAGUUGGAGGCGGCCGUUAAGGAUAUAUUGCGCGAUUUAAUGAACGCAAAAGCCGAACGAUGGUCUAAGUUCAAGCAUGAAGCUUUGGAUCGUCUUAAAGAAUUAGGCGAGGCAUUUGGUGGCUCACGGCCGCUGUCAAAAAUAGAAAACAACCCACAACUGAAGUUGUGGUUCAGUGAAAUAACUAAAGAAGUUGAAAAACUUAGUGCGGAAAACGUGAAUUUUUCGGGACGAACAUUAAUUCAACUGAUACAAGCGCUCGAGGAGGUGGAAGAAUUUCAUAAUUUGCAAGCAAACAUGCAAGUGAAGCAGUAUUUGUUGGAAACGCGUGAAUUCUUACACCGCAUGAUACAGAUAAUUAAUAUCAAGGAAGAUAUCCUCAUCAAUAUGCAAUUGAUCAGUGAUUUGAGCUACGCCUGGCGCUUACUUGACCGUGAUUUCACCGUUAUCAUGCAGGAUUGCAUUAAAAAGCAACCCAGGUCUGUAAUACGGUUACGCGCAGCAUUCCUUAAACUUGCCAGUGCACUGGAAAUUCCUCUACUGCGUAUAAACCAGGAACACAGUGAAGAUCUUGUAUCCGUCUCCAAUUACUACAGCACCGAACUUGCUAAUUACAUGCGUAAAGUUUUGCAAAUCAUACCCGAAACCAUGUUCAGCAUAAUGGCACGAAUUAUAAAUUUACAAACGGAGGUGCUGCUCGAAAUACCUACGCGCUUGGAAAAGGACAAGCUAAAGGAGUAUGCACAGUUCGAAGACCGCUAUACAAUCGCUAAGCUAACACAUUCAAUUGCCAUUUUCACCGAAGGCAUACUAAUGAUGAAAAAGACACUGGUUGGUGUUAUUGAACUUGACCCCAAACAGCUGCUUGAGGAUGGCAUACGUAAAGAACUCGUGCGACACCUGGCAAACGCGCUAAAUCUGGGCUUGAUCUUCACAACUACAACUAAAACGAAACGACAACCUAUAGCUGAAUUAGAAACGAAAUUGCUAGCAUUAGCCAAAAUCAUGGAUGGCUACCGGCGUUCUUUUGAAUACAUACAGGAUUACUUGAAAAUACAUGGCUUGAAGAUUUUACAAGAAGAGCUAACACGCAUUAUCAACUACAAUGUAGAAAAGGAAUGCAAUGCAUUUUUGCGCAAUAAGGUGCAAGAUUGGCAGUCACGCUAUCAGAGUCAAACUGUACCAAUACCUAGUUUUCCGCCACUGCAAGGUGACGCCACGAAGUCGAAUAAUUUCAUUGGUCGCUUGGCACACGAAAUACUUCAAUGUACGGAUCCUAAGCGUACAAUUUUUAUAGAACUUAAAGCAACCUGGUAUGAAAAACGUGCACCACACAAAGAAAUUCUGAAUGGUUGCUUUUUCAGCAAAGUGCGUGAGGCAAUCGGGCCAGCCGGUUUGGUCGGACUAGAUCGUCUCUAUUCGUAUAUGUUUGCAGCAGAACUCAAACAGAAUCUAGAAAAAAUGCAAAAGAAUUUAGCUAAUGAUAAUAUGUGGUUAGAAGCAUUAAAUAGCUUAAGCGUCGAGUUGGAAUCAAAACAAUUUCCGGACACUAAUUCAUCAAACCCAUUAAAAUUCUACGCAAAUUAUCAUAAUCGCUGGUUGAAAGUGUGGCCGACAUUACUAGAAUGGCUAUUACAGCUGGGACAUAAGCAAAUACUGCGUCAGCAACUGUCCUUUGAAUUGAACAGGAGCAGCAAAUGUAAUUCGAAAAAUUUGGAAUCAGCACUGGAAACUUUCAAUAGGGCACUGUUGAACGAAUUGGAACAACCAGAGACUUACGCGAAAUUUAUCUGUUCGGAUCGUGGCAAUCACUUGCUUAUGGAAUUUAACGAGUAUCUCGCCUUUACAGGCUCUUAUGAACCGCUUGAGCAAGUUUUCCUUACAACCAAAAGCUCACAUCACAUUGCGCUGUUUCUCUUCUUAUUUACCAUAGCGCAUUUGCCACGCCUACAAUUUGCGGUGAACACAAAUAGCUUACUGGCGAAAAAUGUGAAGGAUUCCUUAGAUGGCACACCACUUCUAGUGGGCUUACUAACUGUUUUACAACAGUUUCAUAAAGACGUCAAGCUAUUGUACUUGACUUACCUGUGUCAAUACGCAACUGUGAUAGUGGAGGCGAAUAUAAGUGCUAAAAGUGAAUUAAGCGUUGAAGCCACAACAGCAUUGCACUUCCUGCAGAUGUUUGUUAGGUUAGCCAAGCUACCGCGUACUGUUUUAACCGAACGCUGUCCCACAAUUAUAUUAAAUCAAUUUGAGUAUUUAGCUAUAAGCAACAAAGUUUAACUGCGAUUUAUAAAUUUUAUGAAAAAAAUACGUAUUAUUGCUUAUAUAAAACACAAACAUACAAAUUUUAU
Molecule: messenger RNA, 3689 nt
Organism: Bactrocera tryoni
Lineage: Eukaryota; Metazoa; Arthropoda; Insecta; Diptera; Tephritidae
Gene: Strump
Product: WASH complex subunit homolog 5
Exons: 7
Coding region: 58-3618 (1186 amino acids)
Biological process (GO): regulation of actin nucleation; endosome fission; endosome organization
Cellular component (GO): WASH complex; endosome
Source: RefSeq, a predicted model, not a curated record